AAAUCCAGACCACAUUUUCCUCGCAGCCCUUCUGUAGGCAUGUAGCCUGGGAUUCAGGCAGCACACGGGAGAAUGUCUCUGUACAGAAAUAACCAGCUAAGAGAAAUGGGAGCACAGGAGAGAGCAGCUUCUUCUUCUAGCACAAGCAGAAAGCUUCCCCAGCUGCAGCAGCACCAGGACCAAAGAAGCACCAUCACCAUCACCUGAGACUCUGCUUCCUUCCAUGGACUGUAUAUUGGGGGGAGAGCUUCUGCUGCUGCUGCUGGAGCCUGACAAGAGUGGGAUGUGAUGGGAGGAAUCAGAUCCUAAGACCGUUACUGCUGCUGCUGUGCUUAGGUUGGAAUCAGGAGUUCAGGGAAGUGCGGUCAGCAAAGCUUUGCCGCAUUGUCAAUUCCCUCUGCAAUAUUCUCUUCCCACAUUCACACUUGUCCUUCUGUGCUGUGAUGAAGACUGAUACUGACUUAUAUGCCUGACUAUCACUUGCUAGUUACUAUGUGUCCUCUGCAAAUAUAUUGCAGCUAGGGAAUCUUCAUAUGUAAGAACACUUGUCAUUAUUAUCAUUUUUAUUAACAGUUGCAUUUACCUUGCUGCAGCCAAUGAGUAACUUUACAGGCUAAUGUAUUUUUUAAGACUCUGGUGACGUGUGUGGCUUUUGCUUUGCAUCUAUCUGCAGUGAAAAUAUUUAAUAGGAUUCCAAUGUUGUGCUUAAAAUGUCUCUAUUCAUCCACAUUGCUGCUGUAUAGUACUGGAUAUUACUGAAGUCCAACUUGUGUUUUGACUGCUUCUCACUGGACCUUGUAAGUAAAUAAUUAAAAUCUCUGGACAUUUGUUGGACUCAGCCAGGCACAAUUAAGAUACAUAUGCUACAGUGGCAACAAUUCCCAUAUGGAAUACUGAUUGGCUUCUAUCCAUCAUCUGGAUAUAAUACAUAGCAAACUAUCUUAGGGGAAUUCUGCAUGCUGGGAAGUUCCAGAUUGUUACCCAGUUUGCAAUUGCUCAUUGUAUCGCCUCCUGGACAUGCUGAAGGUACAGGUUCUCCUCUACAAAUGUUUUUACAGGCACCUGUAAAAACACUGCACUUUGAUUGGUCGGGCAUUUUUGGAUUCAAGAUCUGAAGUCAAUUCCCUCUAUCAAAUUGUGUUCUUCCCUCUGUUGUCAUCAGUAGUAUUGAGAAGUUUUUGUUGUCACCGGUCACACUAGUUCUGAAUAUCUCUACUUGGAAUUUAGCAUUUUUAUUUUUACAGGGAUGUUUAACUGCUUCCAAACCAAUUUAGACUUUGGCAAAAAUUUCAGAUAUUCAAAGAAAAACUGAAGACUCAAGAUUGUGGAGGUUGAUGGCUUCUCUGAGAAGAGUUAAAAUCUUGUUGGUGUUGAACCUGAUAGCUGUUGCUGGAUUUGUUCUGUUUUUGGCUAAGUGUAGACCAAUUACUGUGAAAGGUGGUGAGUCCUUCCAUGAGAUCCAUCCAAGGGCAGAGGUGACUAACUUUACCACUCAUGUGGUCAGCCCUAUCCAGGAAGCAGUGCUGAAACGGCUCUCCCUAUUAGAGGACAUAGUCUACAGACAACUCAAUGGUUUAUCCAAAUCACUUGGUCUUAUUGAAGGAUAUGGUGGACGGGGAAAAGGUGGACUUCCAGCGACACUUACUCCUGAUGAAGAAGAAAAAGCUAAAGGACCACAUGAAAAAUAUGGCUACAACUCCUACCUCAGUGAGAAAAUUUCACUGGAUCGUGCUAUACCAGACUAUAGACCAACAAAGUGCAAGACGUUAAAAUACCCUAAGGAACUUCCUCAGAUUUCAAUAAUUUUCAUCUUUGUAAACGAAGCCUUGUCAGUGAUUCUCCGAUCAGUACACAGUGCAGUGAAUCACACACCUGUGCAUCUUCUAAAGGAAAUUAUCCUAGUGGAUGACAACAGUGAUGAAGAGGAGCUUAAAGGACCGUUAGAAGAAUAUGUUCACAAGAGAUAUCCUGGGUUGGUGAAAGUAGUCAGGAAUCAUAAAAGAGAGGGCUUGAUUCGUGCUCGGAUAGAAGGCUGGAAAGUUGCCACUGGACAAAUCACUGGAUUUUUUGAUGCACACGUUGAAUUUACUGCUGGCUGGGCUGAGCCAGUUCUGUCUCGGAUACAGGAAAACCGGAGAAGAGUAAUUUUGCCUUCAAUAGACAACAUCAAACAGGACACAUUUGAAGUACAGAGAUAUGAAAAUUCAGCUCAUGGAUACAGUUGGGAACUUUGGUGCAUGUAUAUAAGUCCUCCUAAAGACUGGUGGGAUGCUGGGGAUCCAUCUUUGCCUAUAAGAACACCUGCCAUGAUUGGCUGCUCUUUUGUUGUGAAUAGACUGUUCUUUGGGGAGAUUGGCCUACUGGAUCCCGGAAUGGAUGUAUAUGGGGGAGAAAACAUUGAACUCGGUAUAAAGGUGUGGCUGUGUGGCGGAAGCAUGGAAGUCCUCCCGUGUUCACGAGUAGCCCACAUAGAGCGCAAAAGAAAACCAUAUAAUAAUAAUAUUGAUUUCUACACAAAGAGAAAUGCUUUACGGGUUGCUGAGGUUUGGAUGGACGAUUACAAAUCACACGUUUAUAUUGCAUGGAAUUUACCAUUAGAGAACCCAGGAAUUGACAUUGGUGACAUAUCAGAAAGAAUAUCUUUAAGGAAAAGCUUGAAGUGCAAGAACUUUCAGUGGUACUUAGAUAACGUGUAUCCAGAAAUGAGAAGAUACAAUAACACUGUUGCUUAUGGAGAGCUGCGGAACAACAAAGCGAAAGAUGUUUGUCUAGACCAAGGCCCACAGGAGAAUCAUACAGCUAUAAUGUACCCGUGCCAUGGAUGGGGCCCUCAGCUUGGGAGAUAUACAAAAGAAGGAUACCUCCAUAUUGGUACUCUAGGGAGUACAAUUCUCUUACCUGAUACCCGCUGCUUGGUGGAUAACAAAAAAAGUAAAUUUCCCCAACUGAUGGAUUGUGAUAAAGUAAAAAGCACACUCCACAAACGCUGGAGUUUUAUACAGAAUGGCGCAAUAAUGAAUAAAGGUACAGGACGUUGCCUAGAGGUUGAAGGCAGAGGUAAUGCGGGGACUGAUUUGAUCCUUCGGAGCUGCACCGGACAAAGAUGGACUAUUAAGAACUUCAUUAAAUAGCAACUGUAAACACAGUUAUAGUGUCCUACUGUCAUUUGGAGAUAUUGGAUACAACAUCAUCUCUUCUUUAUGAGAUAUUUCUAGAGACUUAACCAAGAACCAAACAUUGGAGAAAAGUCAUGUAUUCUUAUACUACAGAGCGGGUCAGAACUUUUAAUUUAACAGCAACCAUUGAAUCUAUUCUUGGGGACAUUAAAAGGCCAGUAUAGAAUCAUCCACUCUGCAUGCAUGAUGGUUAGUUUAAAUGAAUUCUAAGCAUUCUAGGCUUGCAUUUAUUACAGCCCCUUUUAAAUAUCAGCACAAAGAAAAGAUAAAUACAGUUUUCUCUUUCUGUUCAUAUGAAAGUAAAUUUAAUCAUGAAACAUUAGAUUGUAUGUUUCUAAACAAAUUAUUAGCACCUCCUGAAAUGUUCUAACCAUGGAUGGUGAAACCAGAAUAAGUAAUGCACAAGUGGUCUUAUAAAUCACAAAUGCAAUACUUAUCUGCAAUUAUGCUGUUUAAAGAUCAGCAAUUCAUUAUUAUAAUGGCACAAUUCAUGCACAAAACAUGGCAAGAAAGUAUUUUAUGUUUAUAAAUCAUUCUAUUUUUAUUAUACAGUUACACUGUGUGACUACUGUUACAAGUUCAAUGAAAAUGUGAAAAAGCUCAAUCAAUGUGUGCUCUUAAUUAAAUAAAUAUGGAGGCAGUAAUUGUUAUAAAGAUACACCAACUCAUCUUUAUACUGUAGGGAACUGUGCAAAUGUAAUUUAAUAUGCAAUGAAACAUUAAAAAUAUCCAAAAGGUAUUACACAUUUCAAACUGGGAUGUGGUUGUACUUGGACAGAAUUAUGUUUAGCUCUGCCACCUAUUAUGUCGUAAUAUAUAUAUAUAUAUAUAUAUAUAUAUAUAUAUAUAUUCAUGUAGCACAUCAUUAAAGCCACUCACAAGUGUCCAGAACACUUGGACACUUGUGAGCAGCUGUAAUGAUGUAGGUAGUCUAUGUAUGUAUGGUCUGGAUAGAGACCAAAGUCAACUGGCAUGUAAUGUGUGGCAUCACUGAGAAGUAUUGGCAAUAUAAAUAGCGCAGUGCGCGUAGCACGCCACCGUGCCUGCAGCUUGGCAAGCACAGCGAGCCUGCAAGGGGCUCUUUUGCACUGGCCCCACUGCCAUUCCGGCAGUCAAGAUCCCGGCACCAGUAUGCUGGGCGCCGGAAUCCCGACAGCCGGGAUAUCGUAGUAGAUAUAUAUCUAUCUAUCUAUAUAUAUAUAUAUAUAUAUAUAUAUAAAUAGUAAAUAGAAUAUAGAAGGCACUCAGAGAC
Pseudophryne corroboree (corroboree frog) is the source of this 4428-nucleotide messenger RNA. RefSeq names its product polypeptide N-acetylgalactosaminyltransferase 17 (gene GALNT17). The transcript is spliced from 11 exons. Lineage: Eukaryota; Metazoa; Chordata; Amphibia; Anura; Myobatrachidae. Bases 1335 to 3131 code for a protein of 598 amino acids. Gene Ontology annotation, molecular function: polypeptide N-acetylgalactosaminyltransferase activity. Gene Ontology annotation, cellular component: Golgi apparatus. The record is from RefSeq and is a predicted model, not a curated record. Gene Ontology annotation, biological process: protein O-linked glycosylation.